Aptenodytes forsteri (emperor penguin) is the source of this 267-nucleotide messenger RNA. RefSeq names its product chromosome unknown C10orf53 homolog (gene CUNH10orf53). The record is from RefSeq and is a predicted model, not a curated record. Lineage: Eukaryota; Metazoa; Chordata; Aves; Sphenisciformes; Spheniscidae.
AUGGCGGCAGGGGAAGGCAGGCGGGGCAGGGCUCAGCCCUGCGCCGAGGCCCAGCAGGCUCGUUUUCCUCUGGUUUCUCCGCCAUCACGCUCUGUCCUGCAGGCAGACGGACAUCAACUUAUUCUGGAAGGGAUACCAGGCUGGAACGCUGUAGAGCUGGUGGUCAACGGGGUUCGCUGCAACAUCGAUGACCUGGAUUUUGGAGGUGAUGGCAAGUUGGAUCCACUUUGUGAAGAAGCCAGAAAAGCAGUGUUAAAUGCUUACUGA